Chara braunii is the source of this 1927-nucleotide messenger RNA. The record is from the annotation of a GenBank genome assembly. Lineage: Eukaryota; Viridiplantae; Streptophyta; Charophyceae; Charales; Characeae.
GACACGAUAGACGCAGUUCUCUCCGCCCCAUCGUCUAUCGAGGUACCGUCUGCCUCCCAGCAGACUGCUGCAUCUAGCACUUCUCGCUUGAGACUUCCGACGCGUCGCGCCAUUCGCACAGCCCGUUGUGGCGCUCAGCUGGCGACUCGCGAUGACGUUGUGUCAUCUCUCAUGGACUUGAGCAUUCUGCAGGCUCGUCAGGAGCGCCUCACGAGACACAUCAACGUCCUGCGUCGUCUUCUCGCCUUGCUCUCUGACCCUGAUCGCAACCUACCCAUCAUCCCUAUUCGCCUAGGGACAUCUACGAGGGUGUACCGCGCUUUAUGGAACUCUGGCUCGCAGGGAGAUUUCGUUCACCCUCGAGUGGUUGAGGAAGCUCGCCUAGCUACCUCUGGGUCUCGCUCUCCUAUCUCCGUUACCCUCGGAGAUAACAAGACGCAAUGCUUCUUCGAUCAGACAGUCCCCGACCUCCACUUCUCCCUCACCCUCCAGCCACCGGAUAGUACCCAGGCGCCUCGACGCUACCAUUCCUCCGCCUACUUCGACGUGCUGGAGACUGGGUACAACUUUAUCCUUGGCACUCCCUGGUCUCGCCGGUUCCGUAGCACAGAGGCCGAAUGGGCGUUUGAGACACUCAUUCUUAAAACGAAGUGUGGUCAAACCCAUCGAGUCCCCUUCAUUGGAACCACAGGCGACACCCCUCCAAACCUACCUCCCAAGGACCCUCGUCCUUCUGGGUCCCACCCAAACAUCUCCUUCACUUCUCCCCGUCAGUUUGCUCACUUCAUCCGACAGGAGGACGUCACGCUCUACUCAGUGAACGUCAUGGAUCUUCUUCGCUACGAUCCACUCUGUCCCGAGGUUGAGCUCAUCUCACUGGAGCCCGAUCCCCCUGACCCUUCCUCCAUCUUCGCGGCUCCCAUCUCUACAUCCACCCCGCAGCCUGCGGAUACCUCCUCGACAUCCCAAGUUCCUACGCCGUCCACUGCCGAGUCCACCCAUACGUCUUGUGCCGACGCAAACGUUGAGGAACUCAUGCGGUUCACGGCUGACUUAGAGCCCGUCAUUCGCGACCUGAUUCGGGAGUACCGCGACGUCUUUCCCCCGUAUUUCUCAUACAGCGGGAUUCCCCUGACGCACACUCGUUGCCCUGCGCUUGACGACUGGAUCACCCACAUGGCGGCGAUUAUGAAGCGCGCACACGAGCGUUUAGCAGACUCCCAGAUUCGCAUGGCCGCACGAGCGAACCGAUCACGAAUGGAUCAUCCAUUCAAAGUCGGUGACGAUGUGCUCAUCGACGCACGCCACUUACAGCUCGAAGCAAAUAUGCUUCGCAAGUUCAGGCGUCGUUUCUUCGGUCCAUGCCGCAUCCUUCAGGCCGUCGGCUCUGAUACUGCCGCUAGUCCGGUCAGCUUCCGUGUGAAGCUACCUAAUUACCUUCGACAGGCUCGCGUACACGAUGUUUACCACGUCUCCUUGCUGCGUCCUUAUCGCAGACCGUCCGAGCGCUUCGCCGGACGCCCUUAUGAGCGCCCUCCACCUAUCAUGGUGGACGGUCACGAGGAGUUCGUUGUUUCCGACAUCGUAUCACGCCGAGUUACCGACGAUACCCCUCUACGCAUCGAGUACCUUGUGCGUUGGAAGGGCUACCCUGAUGAGGAGGCUACUUGGGAGCCCCUCGAGCACUUGCAGCACGCCAGGAUGUUGGUGCGUGCAUAUGAUCGUGCUCGGCGUGCUGGGACAUUUGCUUCUACUCAGCCGACUGACCCCCUUCCUCCUCCUCCGGCUAAGGAGAUCGCUGAGGAUGAGCCCGCUCCCUCUGAGGCCGUUCCUCAGCCGCAGAUGGUCGCCUCCGAGCGUCCACAGCGCACUCAUCGUCGCCCUUCACGUUACGAUGACUGACACUCUUAUCCUCCAUCUUUCCCCA